AUGCAAAGAGAAGACGGGCGAAAUAACUUGCAGCACAGAAGGAUAGGCGUGGAAAUAGAUAGAGACGUGGUCUUUUCAUUCGGGCUAACAAAGAUACACACGAUGCUCGAUUACGCCUCCCAGCUGAAAAAAGGAGUAAUUGCGAAAGUAAUCAUCGAAGAGAGCGCGCUGCCUCCGACUGUCUCCAAAGUAAGAAGAGAGAAGAUGGUGGAAGAAAUAGAAAAAACAGUGGAGAGCAUCUUUGAGAAUGCAAUUUUAGACAAGGAGAACAGCUACACUGUUAUUUGCCGCGUUCUGUGCGACAAUGGAUCGAUGCUCUCUGCGAUUAUAAACAGCGUUUCUCUCGUGCUGCUGAGCUACAAAGUGUCGAUUAGAUAUAUGAUAUUCAGCGCAACUGUUGGGCUAUCACUGCACAGACACUUGGAGUACAUCGUCGAUCUAAUCGAUGCAGAAGAAAGGUCGGAUACUCCGUACAUUACCCUUGCCAUGCCGUACACCGAUAGAGACAGACUGGUGUCGUACGGGUCGCUUUCCAGGCCGCUAUCAGAGAAAGCUUUCCUUGACCUUAUGGAGUACGCUACCGGUGUGCUGGUGGGCAUUUCAGAGGAGAUAAUGGAAAAGACAAAGAGCCACAAAAUAUAA
Nematocida minor is the source of this 642-nucleotide messenger RNA. RefSeq lists its product as uncharacterized. NCBI's taxonomy places the organism in Eukaryota, Fungi, Microsporidia. Gene Ontology annotation, cellular component: cytoplasmic exosome (RNase complex); nucleolus; nuclear exosome (RNase complex). The record is from RefSeq and is a predicted model, not a curated record. The coding region runs from base 1 to 642 and encodes 213 amino acids. Gene Ontology annotation, biological process: nuclear mRNA surveillance; rRNA catabolic process; poly(A)-dependent snoRNA 3'-end processing. The transcript has a single exon.